Papilio polytes (common Mormon) is the source of this 1602-nucleotide messenger RNA. Its product is annotated as T-box transcription factor TBX1-like. Gene Ontology annotation, molecular function: RNA polymerase II cis-regulatory region sequence-specific DNA binding; DNA-binding transcription factor activity, RNA polymerase II-specific. Bases 101 to 1222 code for a protein of 373 amino acids. Gene Ontology annotation, biological process: positive regulation of DNA-templated transcription; regulation of transcription by RNA polymerase II; cell fate specification. Gene Ontology annotation, cellular component: nucleus. The transcript is spliced from 9 exons. The record is from RefSeq and is a predicted model, not a curated record. NCBI's taxonomy places the organism in Eukaryota, Metazoa, Arthropoda, Insecta, Lepidoptera, Papilionidae.
GCCGCGGUCUGCGCGCGCGCACCGCCUGAUUAACGCGCGGGAAAACUUGAUUUAUCACGUCGCGUUGAAAAAAUAAAUCGGCGGGUGACCGGGACACGUGAUGGAGGGCCAGGAGUGGCGAGACGAGUGGCACCAGCCGCGUCUCAUGGAUGGUGGUUUAUCAAGUAACCAUUGCCCACGUGCGGCUUUCCUGCAGCAGUCCAUAGCGGAGCGCGUUGGCCGGGACCCUAACCAGAUACCGACUCUACCUCUCCAUCAUCCUAUUGGAGACAAUGCGGUGUGCGGUCGCAGCACCUACUCGCCGCUGCAGGCGCUCAGCGAGAGCACGUGUCGCGACCACGCCGCGCAGCCCGCGUCCCAACAUCCUCCCAUACCACAGCCCCCACGACUACAGGUGACGUCACAGAAUGUAACCCUACACCCGGCGGUCGCGCGCUGCUCAGCGACGCUCGAACUAGCGGCCCUCUGGCGCAGCUUCCACGAGCUGGGUACAGAGAUGAUAGUGACGAAAGCCGGCCGCCGCAUGUUCCCCGCACUGCAGGCGCGCCUCGCGGGGCUCCUUCCCACCGCAGACUAUCUACUGCUGGUUGACUUCGUGCCUCUCGAUGAUAAGAGAUACAGAUACGCCUUCCAUAGCUCAAGCUGGGUGGUGGCGGGUAAAGCUGACCCGGUGUCGCCGCCGCGCAUCCACGUGCACCCGGACUCACCAGCCGCGGGCGCGCACUGGAUGCGCCAGCUAGUCUCCUUCGAUAAGCUCAAGCUCACCAACAAUCAGCUUGACGACAACGGACAUAUAAUUUUGAACUCGAUGCACCGCUACCAGCCGCGUCUGCACGUGGUAUACUUGCCGGCAGAGGGCGCCCGGCCCGCGCCUUCUCCCGCCACCGUCCCGUACCGCACCUUCGUCUUCCCGGAGACCGGCUUCACCGCCGUCACUGCAUACCAGAACCAUCGGAUAACACAAUUGAAGAUAGCAAGCAAUCCUUUCGCUAAAGGAUUCCGAGACUGUGACCCUGACGACUGCCCACCGGAACAAAGUCAGCAGAGGGCAGUGGCGCGGAGGCGCGAAGCGGCGAUGCCUGAACCCUGCCCUGCGUUGGCGCAGCCCUAUGCCGCCGAGCCUAGCGCCUGCGGACCUCUUUAUGCGCACGCGCAUACUGUGCGAUAUCAACCACACGCGGGACCAAACAGUACGUAUAGCGCAUACUACGCCCACAGAUAGACUGCGGAUACCAAAGGAGUUUGUGAUAUAGUAUAUAAAAUAUCAACCAGUUGGUGUAAAAUUGGAGGGGAAAUGAGUGAGAGGAUCCUUUUAGAUGUAAAGAAUUUCAACACGGAGAGAUAGAAUGCGGAUUUCCAUUUGACGUAACCUUUCUAGUCCUAUUUACAUGUGCGACAAACUUGUGUAACCUGGUGGGCAAAAAUGGAACUAAAAUUACUUAUAAGCGCUUCACAUAUCUAAAAUUACCCUAAUAUUUUAGUCGUGUUAUCUUCCUGGCCUUAGCUACGAGGUUUUAUAAACCUUAGCGCGUGUCCCACCACUGGCAGAUAAGGAUAGCUUAAAAAUGGCUACCCUGUCAGAUACGGUAACAAAAUCCGAUA